AUGUGGACAAGCCCUAAGUUCGAGUCACGUGGAAUGAGUGCAAUCGCUGUCGAAAAGCAUGAAAGACCAGAGCUAGCUAAACAUGAUAGUUCUAUACUAGAUUUGGUUUUUGUCCUGGACUGUACAGGAUCAAUGGGCUCUUAUAUCGAUAGCGCCACACAGAAUAUCCGAUCAAUCGUUGAAGAAAUUGUUAUUAGUGAAAAAUCAGAUAUAAAACUGGCUUUAGUUGAAUACCGUGAUCAUCCACCUCAAGAUCAUACAUUUGUAACACGUGCUCACGAUUUUACAGCAAGUGUGAAACAAAUGAAAGGCUGGUUAGAAGAUUGUACAGCAGUAGGUGGUGGAGACGCUCCGGAAGCAGUUGCCGAUGCUAUGCAUGAUGUAUUAAAACUUUCAUGGAGAGCCGAGGCAACAAAAAUCUGUAUUUUAAUCACAGAUGCACCGCCACAUGGAUUAGAUCCAAGUGGCGAUAGUUUUCCGAAUGGUUGUCCAAAUGGCCUAGACCCGAUUAAAAUAGCUCGAGAAAUGGCCGAGAAACACAUUACAUUGUAUACAGUUGGUGUUGAACCGCCCAUUGUACCUUCCCAAGCGUCAAAAAAAAAUCUUGUAUCGCCCGAUUCAUCUAGACUACCAGAUUUUUACUCGACUGCAACUACUGUGUAA
Molecule: messenger RNA, 663 nt
Organism: Didymodactylos carnosus
Lineage: Eukaryota; Metazoa; Rotifera; Eurotatoria; Philodinida; Philodinidae
Source: the annotation of a GenBank genome assembly